ACAACACCCUUCACCAACUCGCCAAAAUGACGAAAGGAACCUCGUGAGUUUUCCAAGAUCAGAGACCCAAUCUCUGCGAGAGCAGAAAAGGCUAACAAUUCUACAGUUCGUUCGGAAAGCGCCAUGUCAGUUGACCCCCCUCAUCUCCUGUCUGAGAAAAUGAAAACAAGGCUACCGCUACCUCAUUCUCGACCAAUGGCUGCUCUAAGCAAACUUCGCUGUGGGGUUCGUGGGACUGACUUUACUCUCCGCAUAGAACAAAUCACACACUUUGUGCCGUCGCUGUGGUCGGCGUUCCUUCCACAUCCAGAAGCACACCUGUGCAUCCUGCGGAUACCCCGCCGCCAAAGUUAGGAAGUGUGCGUCUUCCUCCUCUAUGCUCUCCACAUUUCCAGCUAUCUAACGAGUACUCGUGGAUGUAAUACAGACAACUGGUCCGAGAAGGCAAAGAGAAGAAAGACUACCGGUACCGGCCGCAUGAGAUACCUCAAGACCGUCUCCCGCAGGUUUAGCAAUCGAUUCCAGCUCGGCACUCCCAAAGGCGCCCGUGGCCCCCAGAGCACCGCAGCGGAUACAGUCGAAUAAAUAAAAACAGACCUCUUAUUUUCCACUUUGUCGUUGCGUUUUGUCCGUUAUUUUUAUCCGGGUUACAGGUUCUGUGUAAAGGGAUGAGUGAUUUUCUCUGCGGAACGGGGUGUUAAAAAGGGAACGACAUGAAAUUAAAAAUAAAAUUGGCGCUUGUUACCACU
Tuber aestivum (summer truffle) is the source of this 749-nucleotide messenger RNA. The record is from the annotation of a GenBank genome assembly. Lineage: Eukaryota; Fungi; Ascomycota; Pezizomycetes; Pezizales; Tuberaceae.